CAUCUCUGGUUGGGUCAUAUGAUCUUCUUCCGUUCGGCUGUUUAUUGUGGGAAGCCAGAAGCUAAACAUGGCGGAUUUUGAGGAGCGCCGGGGUUUAUUAGGAGACGAGAAUGAAUGUCCGGCCGCAGGUGGACAGGGAGCCGGCGGAGCCAGCAGACCGAUGGCUGCUAUCUGCGACCCCAGCCACCUCCUCCACCGGGUGGUGGUUCUGGUGUUUAUGUGCUUCCUGGGAUUCGGAAGCUACUUCUGUUAUGAUAAUCCAGCUGCUCUCCAAACCCAAGUUAUUCAGGAUUUGAACCUGAACACUGCGAGUUUCAUGCAGCUGUAUGCCUGGUACUCCUGGCCAAAUGUGGUUCUCUGCUUCUUGGGAGGAUUUCUGAUUGACAGGGUUUUUGGCAUCAGGCUUGGAACCAUCAUAUUUUCCCUUUUUGUCUGCAUUGGACAGGUAAUAUUUGCAGCGGGAGCAUGGUCCAAUCAUUUUUGGCUGAUGGAAGUCGGGCGUUUUGUAUUUGGUAUUGGGGGAGAGUCGCUAGCUGUGGCCCAGAACACGUAUGCAGUGAACUGGUUCAAAGGCAAAGAGCUGAACCUUGUGUUUGGCCUUCAGCUCAGCAUGGCUCGAUUGGGCAGCACAGUGAACAUGAACAUCAUGGGUUGGGUGUAUAGCAAAGUCGCAGUUGCUGUUGGCUCCCCUGGAUACACCACACUUGGAAUAUCACUCAUGAUUGCUGCUGGAACCUGUGUCUUUUCUCUACUAUGUGCCUUGGUGCUGGCAUUUUUGGAUAAAAGAGCAGAGAGGAUCCUCCACAAGGAACAGGGGAAAACUGGCGAGGUUAUAAAGCUGACUGAUGUGAAAGAUUUCUCCCUAGCCCUGUGGCUCAUCUUCAUCAUUUGUGUAUUUUACUAUGUUGCCAUUUUCCCAUUUAUUGGACAAGGCCAGGUUUUCUUUAUUGAAAAGUUCAACUUCUCUCCAGCUCAAGCCAGAGCCGUUAACAGUAUCGUAUACAUCAUCUCAGCACCUGCAUCUCCAAUUCUCGGCUUUAUUGUUGAUAAGACUGGGAGGAAUGUAGGUUGGGUCUUUGCUGCAGUCAUCGCAACACUUGGCGCUCACAUGAUGCUGGCCUUCACCUUCUGGAACCCAUGGAUCGCUAUGUCCCUGCUUGGUGUCUCAUACUCCCUACUAGCCUGUGCUUUGUGGCCAAUGGUGGCCUUUGUGGUGCCUGAACAUCAACUGGGAACAGCCUAUGGCUUCAUGCAGUCCAUCCAGAACCUAGGACUUGCUGUGAUUGCGAUUAUAGUAGGAGUCAUUGUGGAUGUAAGAGGAUACCUGGUGUUGGAAGUGUUUUUCUGUGCCUGUAUUUGCAUUGCUCUGAUGGCAGUGGUGGGGCUCUAUUUUGUGGAUUAUCUUAAAGGUGGAGGUUUGAACCAGUCAGCUGCAGCCAGAGCUAAACUACAGAAGGAGACCUCUACAAAUGCAGAGUGAGUAGCCUUAAUCUUCCACCUCUCCCAUCCACAUAACUACUGUUUAAACUGAAGGACUAACCUAUACUGGUUUAGAGACAGAUGACCAACCAGCUUCAUAAGAGCACUUAGGAAGUUCAGUUAGAUCUAUUUUAUUAGAGUAUAAUUUAAAAGUUUUGCAAUCUCUGUGAUUGCUACAACUGAUUUACCAAUCUUUUCAUGACAAUUGAUUGAUUAUUCGAAAGUGCAAAUUCAUACAAAAACCCCUAAUGCAUGAGUCACAUAACACCUUUAGGAUUAUUGAGUGAACAGUAGCAUUUUUACAAGCCUCAGAAGUACGUUUUAACGCCCCUUUAUAAAUGGUGUAUUGAACUGGUUGGCUCAUUAGACUUUAUUGUGCUUUUAGGUGGCUGUUAUUGCAUACCCGCUAAUAGCCAUCCUGCAUGUUUAUUACAAAUGUCAAUGCUCAUGGCCUUAUAUCUUUUAUUUUUUCUUAAACCAGACACAAACAGCUUGUUUCCAUAAGGUCCAUUAAAUUUCCAUCCUCAAUUUAUCACUAAUAAUGUUAUUUGUCAGGUGUUAGUUACCUCCUGCUGGCAUUUUGGUGAAGAUUUGGGGAUGUAAAGGAUCUUGUGGCAAACAGGUUUCCUUACACACCCUGUGCUUUUGAAAGCUGAUUCAUUCGACCCCUUUGGUAUGAAGUGAAGUCAUAUCAUUACUGAUGUGUUAAAGAUGUUGAGUCAUGAGACAUUUUGUUGGUCUCUAAAGGAAAUACAAAUACCUUGUUUUAGUCAUUUUUCAAUACAUCAUUAAUAGCUAUACAAUUUUUACAAAAAGAAACCAAAAACUUUUAAAGUUUUAUUAAAACAAUAUUUUUCAUGGGGAUUUUAAUGUCUAAACCAGUGCUGUGGUUAUGUUCAACUUGGAUCCUACACAAUUAUUGUUUCAAACACUUCAAUCCUUAUGUUUUUUGACAGUGGUUAAUACUUUAAAGGGAAUGGUAUAACAAUGUGCCCCUAUAAUAUACUACAUGGAGUGGCUCGACACCUGAUUGUUCCCCUCUGCCUGAGAAAUUCAUAUAUAUACACUUUUAGUGUAUUGCAGUAAUUAGAUUACACUUCUGCAGCAUUUAAAAAUGGAAACAACUAGCUGCAUACAGCUUGGGUGAUAACACACUUGCUAAUGGGAGGUGCUUUGUAUCCGAUUCAUUUUUAAAACACUCAUUCACAAAAACACCUCAGAAAUCAAAAUUUGUCAUAUUUGCAAGCAAGUGAAAAGUUGCCUCCUCCACUGAACACAAGGGAAUAAACUAGAUUUAAGUAGAAAUGCUGCAGUUUCUAAGAAAUCCAAACAGGGUUACAACUAAAUACAUACGUUAUAGCCUUUUAAAAACUGAUAUAAUGAAAACAUGAA
This is a messenger RNA of Cyprinodon tularosa, 2871 nucleotides long. RefSeq names its product major facilitator superfamily domain containing 1 (gene mfsd1). The coding region runs from base 68 to 1480 and encodes 470 amino acids. The record is from RefSeq and is a predicted model, not a curated record. Lineage: Eukaryota; Metazoa; Chordata; Actinopteri; Cyprinodontiformes; Cyprinodontidae. Gene Ontology annotation, molecular function: transmembrane transporter activity. Gene Ontology annotation, biological process: transmembrane transport. Gene Ontology annotation, cellular component: lysosome. The transcript is spliced from 16 exons.